Messenger RNA from Balaenoptera acutorostrata (minke whale), 2972 nucleotides. RefSeq names its product butyrophilin subfamily 3 member A1. The record is from RefSeq and is a predicted model, not a curated record. Gene Ontology annotation, cellular component: external side of plasma membrane. Gene Ontology annotation, molecular function: signaling receptor binding. Lineage: Eukaryota; Metazoa; Chordata; Mammalia; Artiodactyla; Balaenopteridae. Gene Ontology annotation, biological process: regulation of cytokine production; T cell receptor signaling pathway. The coding region runs from base 144 to 1955 and encodes 603 amino acids. The transcript has 11 exons.
AAUUCUUCCACAGAAUGACCCUGUUACUGCUUCUCAUAGUGAGCAGGCAUAUUUCUUUUUCCUUUCUUCCAGGUAACAGAGCCUCUAUUGAUUACCUUUAUUCUGAGGGCUGUGAUUUUCAGAUGGGAUAGCCAAGAGCACAGAUGAAAAUGGCACGGUCCCUAGACUCCCCUCUGCUCCACCUCCUUGUCUGCAUCAUCUUGGUCCAGCUGCUCACCUCUUGCUCAGCUCAGUUUGCUGUGAUUGGACCCCCCGGGCCCAUCCUGGCCAUGGUGGGUGAAGAUGCUGAGCUGCCCUGUCACCUGUCCCCGAAGAUGAGCGCAGAGAACAUGGAACUGAAGUGGGUGAGAUCCAGCUUCAGGCAAGUAGUUUUCAUGUAUGCACAUGGCAAGGAAGUAGAAGACAGACAGACAGCAGAGUAUCGAGGGAGAACUGAGUUUUUAAGAGAUGGCAUCACUGCAGGGAAGGCUGCUCUCCGAAUUCACAGCGUCAGAGCCUCUGACAGUGGAAACUACCUGUGUUAUUUCCAGGAUGGCAACUUCUACGAAAAAGCCUUGGUGGAGCUGAAAGUUGCAGUGACAAAGGGCCCUUUGAUGCUGACGUUCCAUGAAAUGGCUUGUGUUCCCCAGGAGAACACCAAGACCAGGCCCAUGUCCAAUGUCAAAGCGCUGGGUUCGGAUCUUCACAUUGAAAUGAAGGGCCAUGAGGAUGGAGGGAUUCACCUGGGGUGCACAUCCACCGGCUGGUAUCCCCAGCCCCAAAUACAGUGGAGAGAUGCCAAGGGCCAGAACAUGCCAGCUGUGGCAGCACCUCCAGCUACAGAUGGAGCGGGCCUGUAUGCAGUCACGUCAUCUCUAAUGGUGAAAAGCAGCUCUGGAGAAGGGGUGUCCUGUAUCAUCAGAAAUCCCCUCCUCAACCAGGAAAAGACAGCCCAGAUUUCCAUUGCAGAUCCCUUCUUCAGGAGGGCCCAGCGCUGGAUCGCUGCCUUCGCGGGGACGCUGCCUGUCUGUCUGCUGCUUCUCGCAGGGGCUGGUUACUUCCUGUGGCUACAGAGGAAAGAAAAGGAGGCUCUAUUCAUGCAGAAAGAGAGAGCAGAAGAGGAAAAAGAAACGGCACGGGCAGAGAAAGAGCAGGAACAAAGAAUAAAAGAGACACUCGAGUAUGAACUCAAGUGGAGAAAGAUCCAGUACAUGGCUCGUGGGGAGAAGUCUCAGGCCUAUCCUGAGUGGAAGAAGGCCCUCUUCCAAGCUGCGGAUGUGAUAUUGGAUCCGAACACAGCAAACCCCAUCCUGCUUGUUUCUGAUGACCAGAGGAGCUUGCAGCGAGCAGGCGAACGACAGAAUCUGCCAGACAACCCCGAGAGAUUUGAUUGGCAUUACUGUGUGCUUGGCUGCAAGAGCUUCACGUCAGGGAGACAUUACUGGGAGGUAGAGGUUGGGGACAGGAAAGAGUGGCACGUCGGGGUGUGCAGGGAGAACGUGGAGAGAAAAUGUUGGAUUAAAAUGACACCUGAGAAUGGCUUCUGGACUAUGGGGCUGUCUGAUGGGAAUGACUAUCGGGCUCUCACUGACCCCCGGACCAAACUGACAAUUGCCAACCCUCCUCAAAAAGUGGGGAUUUUCCUGGACUACGAGACUGGUGAGGUCUCCUUCUACAACGCCGCGGAUGGAUCUCAUGUCUACACCUUCCCGCACACCUCCUUCUCUGGGCCUCUGUGGCCUGUUUUCAGGAUUUUGACCUUGGAGCCCACUGCCUUGACCAUUUGCCCAGCAUUGACAGGAGUGGAGAAUUCCGGUGUUCCUGACCUAGAGCCUGACCUUUCUCUGGAGACCCCAGUGGCCCUGGGCUCAGCUGAUGAGCAUGGGGAGCCUCAGGCUGAAGUAAAGUCCUUGCUUCUCCCUGCCCGGCCUGAAGCUGAGGGCCUCUUCCCUAACAGCAACAAAUCACAACCAUAAAAUACUGACGACACACACUGUGUGAAGCACUUCACUAAUAUUAAUACAAUUAUUUAUUCCAUAUGGACAGUUGAGUUUGACACCGUUUUAUUGUCUCCUUUAUAUAGAGAAAGAAACCAGGGUGCAGAAAAGUGAAUUCACUUCCCAAAGGUCACUCAGCUAGUAAAUGACAGCUGGGAUUUGAAUAUAAAACAUUUACGGAUGAUGUAAGUGUACUGGGGGUUGUGUCAAAGCUUUAAAUAAAUGUACUCCUUUAACCCUUACAGCAACCCUGUGAUAUAGCCUCAUUGCGCGAGUGUGGAAACUGAGGUAGGGCCGAGUUAAGCGACUUAUAUAAUUCAUCAGUUUGUGCUGAUGGGGGAUGUUUGGCCCCUGUCCCCCACCUCCACCCACCCUCUACCCCCUAGCCUGUUUUCCAGCCCGAUUGCCCCUGUGGGGAAGGGACCAUGUGCAGCCCUGAGUGUCCCUUCCCAGGGCACCCCAGGGUAAGGAUCACUGUAGGUGUCUAUGGAGGCCACACCCCACUGGGUUCCUUCAAGGUCAACAGUCAGAGCCACAGGUCCAGCGCUUCGCUGGAUUGGCUCUGCCGGGUGAGUUGGUCCAGAGAAUGAAUUCACAGUGACUACAUCACACAGGACUGCAAAGGGACUAAAGGCCAAAAUCUUAACUACUAAAGGGCAUGAGAACCACCACCGCCCCACCCCCCUCCACCCCCCAGCCAAUGUGAUAGGUAAUCGUGGAGCCAGAACCAGUCCUCCUACGUUUCACGUCUCUAGAAAGCCUAACUUAAUACCUAAAGACUGCCUGUGGAACAAGAAUUUGGGAGGAAUGAAGCUAGAUGAACUUUAGCAGUAUUUUGAUCGCGCUGUAGAGUCCAUCUCCAGGAAAGGGAUAUUUCCACGCCUGAUCAGUUACUGAUGUUAAUGGAUGUUCCUUGCAGCUAUGGGUACCGGGCAGAAGUUACUCUUCAUUAUCAUCACUAUUUUGUUCACCAGUGUAUCCCCUCUACCGGGCGUG